ACACAAGAAGUGUAUCCGACAGUCGCCAUCCAACCGCCAUGUAACUCCGGAACCAGUACAUGGAACAUGUACUGAAAUUUCACCACACUUAUACUAAUACACUUGUAUGUACUCUUGUAAUGUACUCUGAAAAAAUAGAACAGAUGAAAAUAACCUUCAAGCGAACAAAACGUGUUUUUCUUUCAAACCUGAGUUAAAUUUGUGCAGAGCAGAAACGCUCCCCCAACGACAAUUCAUUUUGUAAAAGUUCACCUGGAAGCCCUGCGGACGCCCUACUACAACAUUUGGUCCUUCGAGCCGGAUACUUCUACAACAUUUGGUAUAUCCAGUUCGCCCCAGCAAGCAUUGGUGGAUCUGCAAGAAAAGGUUCCAGGAACAGCUAUAAAUUCAAACAAGAUAAGUAGCAGUGCACCUACCUCAACUUGUCCAUUGCCAAAUUUCCGGCAACUCCAGUUAAUUAAUUCUUUUGUGUGUCUGAACAUAUUUUUUCGCUUCACAUUGUCCGUGGUUAAAGCGAGGGGCAAUUGUAUUUAAAAAAUUCAACAAAAAAACCCGCAGAUAAAAUAUUGUUCGUGGCCAUUAAGGCAUCUAAAAAGUGAUAAAUAUUGAAAGAAAUAAAACAGAAAGUGACUCCGAUAAGGUCGCCAUAUUGGUGUCUGUACAUAUGUAUAUACAUAUAUGUACAAGUGCAUACCCAAAAAUUUAACCGAUCGCCAUAUUGAUGUACGCAAGUACAUCAAGACAUAUCUGCACACAUAGGCUUUCGCUCCGUUGAACAACAAGUGUAUGCGCUUCUCCAUUCCAACCUUCACCAAAGAAUCACACACUAAAUACAUAUAUAAAAACACACAAUUCUAAUUGGUAUUUAAUUAAUUAAAACCACACUGUGCAAAUUCACCUGCAUGUAUACACACACACGCACAUCCUAUUAUAUGUGUAUCGUUUGUUAUUUUUUCCUCCACAGCAGCUUCAAUAUUAAUUUAUAUAUUUAUUUUUACCAAUUAAUUGGCAAGUGCAAAACGUAAACAAACAACAGGGUUGUAAAGUGUCAAGAUCGGUUUUCGAUAAACUGAUUCUGUGAAACUUUUAUAUUUUGUAUGUUUCCACCUUGCCAUUGAGCUGCGUUUACUUAAUAAAAUACAAACAUAUACAUUACUUUUUCUUAUUCUUAUAAAAAAUUUAUAAAACAUAAUUAUAAGUUAAGACGUUUCCAAGUUGCGUAAUAAAUCGAAUAUCCGUGCGAUUUUUCUUAAAAUAACAAUUUAUAUAAAUAAUUCUAUGACAAAAAACCUUUUCAUUGAGCUGCGUUUAGAAUAAACGUGCUUCUUCUUGAGCUCAACCAUCAAUAAGCAAUAAGCGAUAAGCAUCAUUUUUUUGCGCGAUCCGUUUCCACUACACGGCCGCUUUGUCAAAAGAGAAUAAAUCCUUUUCUCUGGUGUUUCAAUAAAGAAAUAAUUAGAUUUUUUCUCAAUUAAAGGAAACUAAAUAAGAAUCAAUUUAGUAAAUUAUUAGUAAAAUAAUUAAUUUAACAAAAUUUUCCGAUUUCGUUGGACUCAAUAGUGCACACCAUUUCGGUCAUUCCAUUUUAUUCUGAUAUCUCGAUUCCAUCGUUCCUGUGCCAUUUCUUAUUCCGUUUUCUCUCUGCUGAUUCAAAUUAUUUGUAUUUGAUCACAUUUCACCUGGUUAGUACAAUUUUUGGCUCUGUGAAGAGCCUAGUAUGCCAAUCGGUGGUGAUCAAAACAGCCAAAAACGACUCACAGCACCGUCCGUCAAGGAGUCAAAGCGACCUUUAACCUCACCUAGAGCAGUUUUCGGGAAACUCAAGGUCGAGAGUACCAGCACAACCGUCCGCAAGACUGUGAGUCCGAUUCCAACAAGAGAUAUUACCCCAAAAAUUACCCGUUCGACUACGCAAAAAAUGCAGAAGUCAAGCGAAAUGGCACUGAACGACUUCGUUUCUAUAACUGACCGACUAGGCCAGUUUGAAGUGAAGAUCAAUGACGCAGCGGACAGUGACGUGUCACUGUUCACUCUCCAAGUCCGACGAGAUCAGAUUAAGACUUUAUGGGAAAAGGUAGAACGCGAGUACGAGUUAUGUUCCAAAGCUCUCAACCAAGGCGCUUGCAGCAGCAGUGACCUGGUGGCUAUGCAAGCUAAAUAUGAUUACUCGUACUCCGUUUACGAGCGAUGUGCGGCUCAACUAAGCGAAAAAAUAGAAAGAGCCACGGCGUUAAAUAGACAAGCUGAGCAACCCCCCUCCAACUUCUCCAUGUCCAGGGGUUGAGUCUCCCCGCCAUGCGACACUGAAGUUUUCAGUGGGGAUUACCUACGCUGGCCUACUUUCCGAGACUUGUUUACAGCUGUUUAUAUUAACAAUCCAAGAUUGACGCCGGUGGAAAAAUUGUUCCAUCUUAAUUCCAAAACCAGCGGCGAAGCUAGAGCAAUUGUCUCCAAGUCCCCGCUCACGAAUGACGGCUUUCAGUCAGCGUGGGCGAGCCUGACGGAGAGAUUUGAGAAUAAGCGACUAUUAGUCAAUAGUCAAUUGAAAAUUCUUUUCAAUCUCCCCUCAGCAACACAAGAGUCUGGAGCCGCCCUUAAAGAGCUUCAGGGCACAAUCCAGGGAUGUUUAACGGCUCUCGACUUGUCCAGGGUGAGCACCGAAAAUUGGGAUUGUCUGCUAAUUUUCUUGUGCUCCUCUAAAUUGCCUAAGCUCACGCUGUCGUUAUGGGAACAAUCGCUCCACGAUAAGGCAGAGAUCCCUCAAUGGUCCGAGAUGAAUUUAUUUCUGAUCGACCGAUAUCGCACCUUGGAGGCGAUAGAGGAUGUACGACCUACCGCACAUACGCCACUCCAGUCCAAACCCACAAGAAAAGAGUCCAACCACCUGAGAACCUUCGAAGCAACAGUGACUGCAAAGCCACAGCACUGCAAAUUGUGUCAGAAGGAAAACCAUCCCGUGCGUCUAUGCCCACGUUUUCUACAAAUGUCCGUACCCGAGAGAGUUUCCGUCAUUAAGCAACAAAAGCUGUGCUUAAACUGCUUCGCCAGACAGCACCAGUUGAAAGACUGCACCAGCGCACAUAGUUGUUUCACGUGCAAGGGACGUCACAACACGCUACUCCACCGUGACAGACCCCAGGUGCCCUCAGCUUCCACAACACCAAUAGUUUUGAACCCUCCUUCACCAAUACAGUCCACUUCUACUUCAACCCAAGCUACCGUUCAAAACUAUUUUUCCGCAAACUCACAUGGUGUUCUCCUCGGCACGGCUGUCAUCCAAGUGUGUCAUUUGGGCACAAAGUAUACAGCCCGGGCAUUAAUCGACUCUGGGUCUGAAGCGACCUUUAUUUCAGAGCGAUUGUUCAAAAGGGUUAAACUUCCUUAUCAACCCGUCGACGCACAGGUCUCCGGUUUGAAUCAAGCCAUUUCGGCUCAACCUCAAAAACUUUGCCAUUUUAAUAUUGGCUCUCCUAUAAAGCCCAGGGUUCAUAUUGAAACCUCGGCUUAUGUUCUUCCAAAGCUGGCAGGCAAUUUGCCCUCCUACACCAUCCCCCAAACUGCUUUGGAAGAACUUCCAAAAUUACACUUGGCCGAUCCCUCUUUCUAUAGGAGCUCACAGAUAGACGUGCUUCUCGGCGCCGAUAUCCUCCCAUCCAUAUUGUUAGGUGGCUCCUAUCCCAACAUAUGUGGCACUCUCCUUGGUCAAGAAACGAUUUUCGGCUGGAUCCUUACAGGCCCCGUUUCUAAGACCAGUGCCAAAUCUGUCGCAUCCUUUUCGACUCAAGUCUCGCUGAAUCCAAAUGCGAGCUUGGAUAAACUGCUCACAAAAUUUUGGGAGGUGGAGGAUAUUCCAGUUAAGCUGGAAAAGGAAUCCGACCUUUUUUGUGAGCGCAAUUUUCAAAAAACCACUAAAAGGGAUAAAAACGGCAGAUACUUGGUCACACUGCCAUUCAAGAAUUCCGAUCACAUCCAGUUAGGCCAUUCAAGGUCCAUCGCACUAGCUCAAUUUCUACGAAAUGAGAAUCGUCUGGCAAAAAAUGCCCCCCUUAAGGAGCAGUACGAUGCGGUGAUCCAGGAAUAUCUGGACUUAGGUCACAUGCGACAAGUCCCUCCAAGCAAUGGUUCAGAUAACUUUUAUCUACCACACCAUGCUGUUCACAAGCCUGACAGCACCACGACCAAGCUCCGCGUAGUAUUUAACGCCUCCCACCCGUCAUCGAAUGGUAAAAGUCUGAACGAUGUGCUACAUGCAGGGCCCGUUCUGCAAUCCGACUUAACCAUUCAAAUUCUAAGAUGGCGCUUCUUCCGAUAUGUGUUCAAUGCCGAUAUCACAAAAAUGUAUCGGCAAAUACUUGUGCAUCCCAACCACACGCCCUAUCAGAGAAUUCUGUUCCGAACAAAGGACAACGAGCUUCGUGACUUCGAACUCAGCACAGUCACGUUUGGAGUUAACUGUGCCCCCUUUUUGGCAAUCCGGGUACUACAUCAGUUAUCUGAUGACGUUCGUUCGCUCUAUCCCUUAGCAAGUCACAUUAUCGCAAACAAUAUGUAUGUCGACGAUGUACUAGCGGGAGCCCAUUCCAAAUCAACAGCAGAUCAAGCAAUUGCAGAACUCCGCAAGGCCCUUGAAUCUGCCGGGUUCCCCUUGCGAAAAUGGACAUCCAAUGAAAAGGACUUGCUAAGAGCGAUUCCCAAGGACCACUUGCUUCACGCCGACUUUUUAGAGAUCGAGGAAGCCUGUUCGGCAAAGACUCUCGGGAUCAGAUGGAAAGCUGACACCGAUGAGUUCUUUUUCGCUCCAUCCGAGCUAACAGCCAAACAGUCCGUCUCCAAACGUGAAGUCCUUUCACAGAUUGCCAAACUGUUCGACCCAGCAGGUUGGCUGGGUCCAGUCAUUAUCCAGGCAAAAAUAUUCAUGCAGGAGAUCUGGCUCCAAGAACUGGGCUGGGACGAUCCGCUACCUGAGAGUCUUCUCAUUAAGUGGAAUUUAUUUCUGCAAGAGUAUCCGGGCCUCAGUGCGAUUCGCAUCCCUAGAUGGGUCGAAUUCCGCCCACAGGGGACUAUCCAAUACCAUGGGUUUUGUGACGCUUCGCAGCGUGCAUAUGGGGCCGCCAUUUACGUGCGCACUGAGAUACAAGAUCGCAUCUCAGUACAUCUCCUAACAGCGAAAACGAGGGUCGCUCCGGUCAAGACGAUAUCCUUGCCACGACUAGAGCUGUGCGGAGCAGCACUUCUGUCCGAGUUAUCCGCUGCACUCAGUCCCCAGCUACCUUCCGCUGGCGGCGACUGGUUCUAUUGGACAGAUUCCACAAUUGUGCUAGCUUGGCUUCAUAAGCCACCAUGCGCCUGGACUACCUUUGUAGCAAACAGAGUCGCAAAAAUUACUCAGGCCACCGACUCCAAUAAAUGGUCCCAUGUACGAUCCGAGUACAAUCCAGCGGACCUAGCGAGCAGAGGUGCCCCACCACAAGCGUUAGUCAACAAUGAGCUGUGGUGGCACGGGCCAGAAUGGUUACGCCUACCUCAGAACCAAUGGCCCAUUCCUUCAGAUCCCCUCCCAGAUACGACAAUAGAGCAACGUACGAUUAAGGUAAACCUCGUAAACACGGCUCCCUCAUUUUCUUUCCUCGAGCGCUUCUCCAAGUUCGAUCGAGCCCUGCGAGUGUUAGCCUACAUCUAUCGCUUCUUCAAGCGUUGCAAACGAUUGUCGCUCCCGUCAACUAUUGAAAUUGACAGCAACGAGAUUUCUUAUGCACAAGAAAAACUCAUUCUCCUGACCCAGAGACAAGCAUACUCGUCAGAGUACACUUGCUUGAGCACGAAAAAACAGCUCACUUCCAGCAAAAUCCUUAAUUUGAACCCCUUUUUAGAUGGUAAGGGAAUUAUUCGAGCAUGUGGUCGUGUAAGAGCGGCCGAAGCACUCGGCUACGAUGAGCGGCAUCCAAUCAUACUGCCAUACACAUGUGCAUAUUCGCGUCUCUUGACCGCUUUCACCCAUCUUAUAUCCUUGCAUGGAGGCAACCAGCUCAUGAUGCGUUUAAUACGAUCACAGUACUGGAUUCCAAAGCUGAAGGUGUUGGUCAAAUCCACAAUUCAUUCCUGCAAAAUCUGCGUCAUCCGAAAAAAGAAAUUGCAAACGCAGCUCAUGGGCGACUUGCCUGUGGAGAGAGUCACAUUCUCUCGACCGUUCACUCACACAGGAGUCGAUUUUGCAGGCCCCUUCGAUGUAAAAAAUUACACAGGUCGAGCCUGUCUUAUUACGAAAGGCUACGUGUGCGUCUUUGUGUGCUUCAGCACCAAAGCCAUCCACCUAGAAGCUACAUCUGACCUGACCACAGAAAAAUUCCUAGCGGCAUUUGCGAGAUUUGUGGCACGACGAGGGUGCCCAAGUCAAAUGCAUUCCGACAACGGCAAAACCUUCGUCGGAGCGGCCAAAGUCCUCUCGCGCGAUUUUGUAGAAGCGCUUAAGACUCAACUCCAGGCCACUUACAGUCUCCAGAAACUGUCCUGGCACUUCAACCCUCCUAGUGCACCGCAUAUGGGUGGCCUGUGGGAGGCAGGUGUAAAGAGUUUCAAAAAUCUAUUUUAUAAGUCUACAUCGACCUCCAAAUACACCUUCGAAGAGCUUUCCACGCUCCUAUCCAAAGUUGAAGCAUGCCUGAAUUCAAGACCGAUAUCUCCAAUGUCGGAAGAUCCUACUGAUCUCCUAGCUCUGACUCCCGGUCAUUUUCUAGUCGGGGGUCCUCUACUUUCCGCCACAGAGCCAGAGAUCAAGGAAAACGCCGCGUCCAUCAUCAACCGCUGGCAGCGCUUGAAGGCUUUGCAACAACAGUUCUGUCUCCGUUGGAAACAUGAGUAUCUUUUAGAGUUACACAAAAGAAACAAAUGGCAAACUCCAACGCGAGACUUACAACGGGACGAUCUAGUCAUUAUUAAAGAAGAUAAUCUUCCAGUUAAUGACUGGCGUCUAGGUCGAAUCCAAACGACCUAUCCUGGCGACGACCAAAGAGUCCGAGUGGUCGACGUCUUAACAGCCCGAGGUGUCUCCAAGAGACCUAUCUCUAAGCUGAUCCUGCUCCCGAUAGAAUCUAGUCUCCAUUUUCCAUCCAGUAAAAUUUCCAGUAAAGACUAG
Molecule: messenger RNA, 7132 nt
Organism: Drosophila montana
Lineage: Eukaryota; Metazoa; Arthropoda; Insecta; Diptera; Drosophilidae
Biological process (GO): DNA integration
Molecular function (GO): nucleic acid binding
Source: RefSeq, a predicted model, not a curated record